CUUUCUUCAAUUGAAAUCCAUCACAGUUGAUGCUGUCGACUUCGAGGCAUUAGCUCGAGCAUCUUCGUCUUCAGCUUUUCACCUGGCCCUGGGCCGACGUCGACAAUGGCCGCUUCGUUUGUACGAGCCGCGAGCUGGCACUCCGCCAAACGACUUUGCCUACGACCCAGCUUUCACACCCUCCCGAGACAGUCGCCUCUCCUGUCGCGCGCACUCUCUACAACCCCGAGCCGAAAUGCCACCCAUGAAGUCCCUGGGAACCCGGAAACCAGCGGGGGACCACUGACGACUACCAUCAGCCCGACCGAUUCUACCUUUACCGCACACACACAGGAGAACUCGCUCCUCGUGAAUAAAACCCCGGAUGAGAACCUCGGGGACGAGUUUGAAGCAAGAAAGAUUCGACACUACACCGUCAACUUUGGGCCACAGCAUCCUGCUGCGCAUGGCGUGUUGCGUUUGAUUCUUGAGUUGAACGGCGAAGAGAUCAUUCGAGCAGAUCCUCACGUCGGUCUGUUGCACCGCGGCACCGAGAAACUCAUCGAGUACAAGACAUAUCUGCAAGCUUUGCCAUACUUUGACCGAUUCGACUAUGUCUCCAUGAUGACCAACGAACAAGUCUUUUCCCUGGCUGUCGAGAAACUUCUCAACAUCGAAAUUCCGGAACGAGCCAAGUACAUCCGUACCUUGUUUGGAGAGAUCACCCGAAUCUUGAAUCACUUGAUGUCCAUUCUCUCUCACGCCAUGGACGUUGGCGCCCUGACGCCUUUUUUGUGGGGUUUCGAGGAGCGAGAGAAGCUCAUGGAAUUUUAUGAACGUGUUUCCGGUGCACGAUUGCACGCUGCCUAUGUCCGUCCUGGUGGUGUCAAGGCAGAUCUCCCCCUUGGCUUGCUCGACGAUAUUUACGCGUGGGCAACUCAAUUUGGUGAUCGUAUCGACGAAACCGAGGAACUUCUGACCGACAACCGAAUCUGGAUUGGCCGGACCAAAGGCGUUGGAGUCGUGUCUGCUGCAGAUGCACUCAAUUACAGUUUCUCUGGUGUCAUGCUGCGAGGCUCAGGUGUACCCUGGGACAUUCGAAAGAGCCAACCUUAUGAUGCCUACGACAAAGUUGAGUUUGAUAUUCCUGUCGGACAAAACGGCGAUUGCUACGACCGAUAUCUGUGUCGCAUGGAGGAAUUCAGACAAUCAUUGCGCAUCAUCCAUCAAUGCUUGAACCAAAUGCCGCCGGGACCUCACAAAGUGGAAGACUACAAGAUUGCUCCACCGCCGCGUGCAGCAAUGAAGGAGAACAUGGAAGCUUUGAUUCACCAUUUCUUAUUGUUCACAAAGGGAUACACUGUCCCUCCUGGAGAUACCUACACUGCGAUAGAAGCACCCAAAGGAGAGAUGGGUGUCUAUCUGGUCAGUGACGGCAGCGAACGUCCUUACCGAUGCAAAGUUCGGGCUCCUGGUUUCGCACACUUGGGAUGUUUCGAUCAGAUCAGUCGUGGCCAUCUUCUAGCUGAUGCCGUCGCCAUCAUAGGCACCUGUGAUUUGGUCUUUGGUGAAAUUGACCGUUGAGUUUGGACGUCGCUUGGCGUCGGCUAUUAGUUAUUUCAUUUUUAUUAACUAUAUUUGCUUCUCAUUCUCAUUCUCA
Exophiala oligosperma is the source of this 1639-nucleotide messenger RNA. Its product is annotated as NADH-ubiquinone oxidoreductase 49 kDa subunit, mitochondrial. Gene Ontology annotation, biological process: mitochondrial electron transport, NADH to ubiquinone. Gene Ontology annotation, molecular function: NADH dehydrogenase (ubiquinone) activity; NAD binding; quinone binding. Lineage: Eukaryota; Fungi; Ascomycota; Eurotiomycetes; Chaetothyriales; Herpotrichiellaceae. The record is from RefSeq and is a predicted model, not a curated record. The transcript has 2 exons. Bases 106 to 1563 code for a protein of 485 amino acids.